This is a messenger RNA of Acanthosepion pharaonis, 1047 nucleotides long. The record is from the annotation of a GenBank genome assembly. Lineage: Eukaryota; Metazoa; Mollusca; Cephalopoda; Sepiida; Sepiidae.
AUGUCUUUCUUUGUCGACAGAGUUCGUUUUUCCAACGCAACUGGAAAUGAGCAGAUCGACAGGAUCAGAUUUAAACCCAUUACUUCACCUACUUCUCUCUCUCUCUUUUUUGCUUCUGUGUUCGUAUCUAUUUGUCUGUCUGUCUCACUGUCUAUCUAUCUAUUUCCUAUUAGCGGAACAUCAGCCAACAUCCUCGGUGAGGAGCCUCUCGCUGUAGCUAGCCAAAGCAGCUGGCGUUUAGUCAUUUCUCUUUUACGUAUCAUCUAUCUAUCUAUCUAUCUAUCUAUCUAUCUAUCUAUCUAUCUAUCUUAUUCUCUCUCUAGUCUUUCUUUCUUUCUUUCUUUCUUUCUUUCUUUCUUUCUUUCUUUCUUUCCUUCUUUUUUCCUUUCUUUCUGUUUUUAUAUUGUUCAUCUUUUUUUCUCUCUCCGUCUUUCUUUCUUUCUUCCCAUUUCUUUCUUUCUUUUUUUCUUUCUGUCUUUCUUUCCAGUUUUCAAUUUAUUACCAAUUUUUUCAUUCCUUCCUUCCAAUUUCUUCUUUCAUUAUUUUCAAUUCUUUCUUUCUUUCCAAUUUCCUUCAAAUUUUCUCUUUCUUUCCUUCCAGUUUUCUCUUUCUUUCUUUACACUUCUCUCUUUCUUUCCACGUUUCACUCUCUUUCUUUUGAAUCUUCUCUUUCUUUCAUUCCUUCCAAUUCUCUCUUUCCUUCCGAUUUUCUCUUUCUUUCUUUCCAAUUUUCUCUUUCGUCCCAAUUUUUCUUUCUUUCCCAUUUUCUCUUUCUUUGCUUCAAUUUUUUCUUUCAUUCUUUCCAGUUUUCUCUUCCUUUUUACAUUUCUCUCUCUUUCUUUUCGAUUUUCUCUUUCUUUCCAUUUAUCACUGUCUCUCUUUCUCUCUAAUUUUCUCUUUCUUUCUUCUCAAUUUUCUCUUUGUUUCUUUAUUUUCAUCUAUUUUUCUUUCUGUCUUUCUUUCUUUCCAAUGUUCUCUUUCACUGUUCAUUCAUCUGUCUAUACUAUCUAUCUAUCUAUCUAUCUAUCUAUCUAUCUAUCUAUCUAA